Messenger RNA from Humulus lupulus (European hop), 375 nucleotides. RefSeq lists its product as uncharacterized. The transcript has 2 exons. Bases 1 to 375 code for a protein of 124 amino acids. The record is from RefSeq and is a predicted model, not a curated record. Lineage: Eukaryota; Viridiplantae; Streptophyta; Magnoliopsida; Rosales; Cannabaceae.
AUGCCAUGCAUAUCACCUUUGUGUUGGACAGAGCCAGAUGAGCAUGUCACUAUUGGACCUCAAAUUAUCGCUAGUACCACUGAGAAGAUCAAAGACAUCCAAGAGAGACUUAAGGUUGUUCAAAGUCAUCAGAAGGGUUAUGUCGAUGUUCACCGGCAAGAAGUUGAGUUUGAGGUUGGUGACUAUGUCUUCUUGAAAGUUACUCCUAUGCGUGGUGUGACGAGAUUUGGAGUGAAGGACCCAUUGCACAUCAUUGAGUAUGAGGCUAUCCCUCUUCAAGAGGAUGUGACAUAUGAAGAACAACCUAUCAGAAUCCUAGUGAAAGAGUUAAAGGUGCUAAGGAAUAGAGAGAUUCUAGAAGUCAAUGUCUUCUAG